Messenger RNA from Hippopotamus amphibius kiboko, 2980 nucleotides. It is a transcript of the gene IFT81, whose product is annotated as intraflagellar transport 81. Gene Ontology annotation, cellular component: centrosome; cilium; intraciliary transport particle B. The transcript has 21 exons. The record is from RefSeq and is a predicted model, not a curated record. NCBI's taxonomy places the organism in Eukaryota, Metazoa, Chordata, Mammalia, Artiodactyla, Hippopotamidae. Bases 383 to 2413 code for a protein of 676 amino acids. Gene Ontology annotation, molecular function: tubulin binding. Gene Ontology annotation, biological process: cilium assembly; intraciliary transport.
CGCCGCCUAGCUGAGCGCUCUGGGCCGGGUCUCGGGACCCGCCGCCGCGUCCCUGCCCCGGAGCCCCGCCCGGCGUCGCCGUUGGCGGGGGACGGCCCAGAAGGAGGCGGCGCUGGCCCUCGGGGGAUGGGGCCGGGCGGAAGGCGAGACCUCCCCCUCGGGGAGAAUUGGAAAAUAGAGGGAAAGUGGAGGAAACACCCACAGUUGCACCACUUGAACAUAAUUGUCCACGUGUGUUCGUUCAUUCCCUUCAGGUAUGUUUUCAUAGGAUGUGCUUGAAAACAUGGAUGUUUUAAACAAAGAAGCACUGGAACCCACACAUUGAGCAGAGAACCAUUGAAAGUUUGUUUUUCCAUUCAAGUUUAAAUUAUAAGACCUAAUUAUGAGUGAUCAAAUCAAAUUCAUUGUGGAUAAUCUCAACAAGGAGCCUUUUAGGAAAAACUAUAAUUUAAUCACGUUUGAUUCCCUGGAGCCAAUGCAACUAUUACAAAUUCUCAAUGAUGUUCUGGCUGAGAUUGACCCAAAGCAAGUUGUUGAUAUCAGAGAGGAGAUGCCAGAGCAGACAGCCAAAAGGAUGUUGAGCCUUCUUGGUAUCCUUAAAUACAAACCUCCAGGAAAUGCCACGGACAUGAGUACCUUUCGUCAGGGUCUGGUGAUUGGAAGUAAACCUGUAAUUUACCCAGUGCUUCACUGGCUUCUUCAGAGAACUAAUGAACUGAAGAAAAGAGCAUAUUUAGCUCGUUUUUUAAUAAAACUUGAGGUACCAAGUGAGUUUCUCCAGGAUGAAACCGUGGCUGAUACCAAUAAACAGUAUGAAGAUUUGAUGGAAGCCUUUAAAACUUUGCAUAAAGAAUGUGAGCAGCUCAAGACAUCUGGAUUUUCUACAGCAGAAAUAAGAAGGGAUAUCAGUGCAAUGGAGGAAGAAAAGGAUCAGCUCAUUAAGAGAGUUGAACGUUUGAAGAAAAGGGUGGAGACAGUUCAGAAUCAUCAACGGAUGCUUAAAAUAGCAAGGCAACUUCGAGUUGAGAAAGAGAGAGAAGAAUUUCUUGCACAACAGAAACAGGAACAAAAGAAUCAGCUAUUUCAUGCAGUGCAGAGACUACAAAGAAUACAAAACCAGCUGAAAAGUAUGCGCUAUGCAGCAGCAGAUGCAAAGCCUGAAAGUUUAAUGAAGAGGCUAGAGGAGGAGAUAAAGUUUAAUUCAUAUAUGGUAACUGAAAAAUUUCCUAAAGAAUUAGAGAACAAGAAAAAAGAAUUGCAUUUUUUACAAAAAGUGGUUUCAGAGCCUGCUAUGGGUCAUUCUGAUCUUCUUGAACUUGAAUCUAAAAUAAAUGAAAUAAACACACAGAUCAAUCAGCUGAUUGAAAAGAAAAUGAUGAGAAAUGAGCCAAUUGAAGGCAAAUUGUCACUCUAUAGGCAACAGGCAUCCAUCAUUUCUCGUAAAAAAGAAGCCAAAGCUGAGGAACUUCAGGAAGCAAAGGAGAAAUUAGCCAACCUAGAGAGAGAAGUGUCAGUGAAGACAAAUCAGACCCGUGAAUUUGAUGGGACUGAAGUUUUGAAGGGAGAUGAGUUUAAACGAUAUGUCAGUAAACUUCGAAGCAAGAGUACAGUUUUCAAAAAGAAGCAUCAGAUAAUAGCUGAAUUUAAAGCUGAAUUUGGUCUCUUGCAGAGGACAGAAGAACUUCUUAAGCAACGUCAUGAAAAUAUCCAACAUCAACUGCAAACUAUUGAGGAGAAAAAGGGUAUAUCUGGAUACAGUUACACCCAAGAGGAGCUAGAAAGAGUAUCCGCCCUGAAGAGUGAAGUCGAUGAAAUGAAAGGACGAACACUGGAUGACAUGUCUGAAAUGGUAAAAAAACUAAAUUCUUUGGUAUCUGAAAAGAAAUCAGCUCUAGCUCCAGUUAUAAAAGAACUACGACAAUUGCGUCAGAAAUGUCAAGAAUUAACCCAGGAGUGUGAUGAAAAGAAAUCCCAGUAUGAUAGCUGUGCAGCAGGCCUUGAAAGUAAUCGGUCCAAGUUAGAACAGGAAGUCAGAGGACUUCGUGAAGAAUGUCUUCAAGAAGAAAGCAGUUACCAUUAUAUAAAUUGCAUGAUUAAGAAUCUAGAAGUACAACUUCAUCGUGCUACUGAUGAAAUGAAGGCAUAUGUCUCUUCUGAUCAACAAGAAAAAAGAAAGGCAAUUAGGGAACAGUAUACCAAAAAUAUUGCUGAACAGGAAAAUCUUGGAAAGAAACUCCGGGAAAAACAAAAAGCUGUACGAGAAAGUCAUGGUCCAAAUAUGAAACAAGCGAAAAUGUGGCGUGAUUUUGAACAAUUGAUGGAAUGUAAGAAACAGUGCUUUCUGAAACAACAAAGCCAAACUUCCAUUGGUCAGGUAAUUCAGGAGGGAGGAGAGGACCGGCUGAUACUCUGAGUUCCUGUGUCAUUGUUUGGGGUUUUAGUUGAUACUGCUAGGUAUAAGCAUAAUCCCAUGGUUUAUUUCUUUUCUUGAAAGUGAUUUGUAUAACAUUUUGCUUUCAGAUUAGCCAUUCCAUAUUAAGUUUUCUUGGAAGAUAAUGUUAAGGUAGAUUUAGGUUUUAAAAGAUUUUUUGUAUGAAAAAGAGGCUUUUAUUAUUUUGCUUAGUUUAGACAUCAGUGGUGUCUUCUGAGUUUUAUGAGACAGGAGACUGAGUUUACUAUCCGUAAAUGUAAACAUAUGUCCAUUAAGAAACAUGUAGGUUUUUUUUAAGGUAAUAACCCAGUGGCUUAAUGUUUUUCUUAAUCUUUUUUUAACUUUAGAGGAAUCUUUUAGGAACUAAUAUCUCUUGUUUUGAAGAAACAUUUAUCUGAAGUUCAGCAAUUCCUACAGUUUCACUUCACUUUCUUUUUCUUCUGUAAAAUUCAAGAAAAUUUAAUAUUUUGAAUAACAUCUUUGUUCUAUUUGUAUUGUUUAAAGGCAAAUAAAACUUGGUGCAUAUAUCAUGGCUAUUUAUUUAAAGUU